CGAUAGAUGGAGAAACCGGAGGCAGCGAGUAUAUAAUCUGCAUCCCAUCGUCUAAACUUCAAAGGCCUCGACAUCUCUGAAGCCAGACAACAAUCAGAUUAGGUUGUUUCAUUUUAAGGUUGAUCGAUUGUUGAUAAUGGAGAAGGAAGGGCAGAAGAUUGUGGUGGCGGUUGAUGAGAGCCAAGAGAGCAUGUACGCGCUUUCAUGGUGUCUCAGCAAUCUCAUUUCUGACACCAGCAACAACAUACUCGUCCUCCUCUACGUCAAGCCAUCCCCUUCUGUUUACUCCUCCUUCGAUGUUCCAGGGAAUAUAUUUUCAAGUGAUGCUAUUGGGGUCAUGGAAAAGUUCGGCAGAGACCUGGCUGCUUCAGUAAUGGAAAGAGCUGAAGCCAUCUGCAGAAACAUCGACACCGGCAACAUCAAGAUGCAGAGAGUUAUUGGGAGUGGAGAUGCCAAGAAUGUAAUAUGCAGCGCUGUGCAGAAACUCAAAGCUGACACCUUAGUCAUGGGAAGCCACGGUUAUGGCUUCUUUAAGAGGGCCCUCCUCGGAAGCGUUAGUGAAUACUGUGCCAAGCAUGCUAAGUGUCCUGUUGUCAUUGUGAAGCACCCAUAAUCAAAUUACAUUCCUUCUUACGCUUUUUUCAAGAAGUAGGCUCCUAGGCAUGCUUAUCGAACACAAAUUUCAAAUCUGUAUAACUCGCCUUUGCAUUAAUAAAACUGGCUGUUGGUGGAAAAAUAUACAAGUUGGAAUAUGUGGGUCUUUACUUGGAGUCGACGAGACAGCAGCUUUCCUUGUUUCAAAAUUUCGUAGUGUUACAGAGUACUUGUAAAAUUAACCCAGAAAAAGAGAGAGGGUGCUCAAAAGCAAAC
Messenger RNA from Neltuma alba, 870 nucleotides. RefSeq names its product universal stress protein A-like protein. Lineage: Eukaryota; Viridiplantae; Streptophyta; Magnoliopsida; Fabales; Fabaceae. The record is from RefSeq and is a predicted model, not a curated record. The transcript has 4 exons. Bases 137 to 613 code for a protein of 158 amino acids.